This is a messenger RNA of Aethina tumida (small hive beetle), 792 nucleotides long. RefSeq names its product homeobox protein MSX-2. Gene Ontology annotation, molecular function: DNA-binding transcription factor activity, RNA polymerase II-specific; RNA polymerase II cis-regulatory region sequence-specific DNA binding. The record is from RefSeq and is a predicted model, not a curated record. Gene Ontology annotation, biological process: animal organ development; regulation of transcription by RNA polymerase II. The transcript has 3 exons. Gene Ontology annotation, cellular component: nucleus. Bases 109 to 678 code for a protein of 189 amino acids. NCBI's taxonomy places the organism in Eukaryota, Metazoa, Arthropoda, Insecta, Coleoptera, Nitidulidae.
UGUUGAUUUUUAUAUUAACACUGUGAAAACUGUUUAAUUUUUUAUGUUUGUUUUUGAUUGUUGUGGUGAUUUGAUGAAUUGUGUUUUCUAAUAAGAGAUGUGCAACUAAUGACUAUGCAGGAGAAUAAGUCUUUUUUGAUCAGAGAUCUUCUGGGGGAUGUUCUGAAUAAUUCUAAUGAAGAUUCGGGGGAGGAUGAAACCGAAACGCUGGACCAAACCGAAGAUCAGCACGUUUUCGUGCCCCUGGGAGGUCCUGAGGGCGCCCAAGAUUCUUCGAAAGGGCGGAAACCGAGGAGGAGACGUACAGCUUUCACGCACGCCCAACUGGCAUAUUUGGAACGAAAGUUUAGAUGUCAGAAGUAUCUUUCGGUAGCUGAUCGAAGCGAUGUGGCUGAUGCGCUUAAUUUGUCAGAGACACAAGUCAAGACGUGGUACCAAAACAGAAGGACAAAAUGGAAAAGGCAGAAUCAGCUUCGUCUUGAACAACUUCGCCAUCAAGCGUCCGUCGAAAAAGAACUGCUAUCCAGCGGUUUAAGAAAAACAGGAGUUGAAACGCCGACUUGUUGCCCCAGCUCUGGAUUAAGUCGUUAUGGAGCGCAAUCCCCUUGCAGUUUUUUGAGCACCGCAGCCGCCGCAAUUUUUCACAACGUGACUUACGUUCACGGUUGUCCCAUGUAGAAAAAUUUCUCCUUGUUUAUUUUAUAUUAAUUACUUAAAAUAACAUUUAUUUUUAAAAUGAUACAUAACUAGUUUAUAAGAGUAAGACAUAGAUGAAGUUGUUUUUAAUUGUUG